AUGGCAUCAACGUCCGCGUCAGAGCCAGAAGUCAAGGCCUCUUUCAUUUCCCACCCUACGUCAACAACAUCGUCAACAUCAACGCUAACACCACCCCCGCCAACAGUAACACUCACACGGAAAAACAAGCGUCUUCACCUCUCAUCCUUCACCUCCCGAUACAGAAACAGCCUCCUCGCCAGCGUUGGCUACCUCGAGCUCGCCAACGCUGGCGAUUUUGCCGCUAACGUCUGGAAUGAGGUCCCCGUGCCCACACACGCCAAGAUCUGUAUGGGAAUAUUCGGCCCCAUCGUGCUGCUGAUGACCAUCUUCGCCGCGCGGGAUUUCGCUCUGAGCUGUGCAAAUGUCCUUCUGCUACUAUCUGAGCGGAAGGCCAUUAAAUCCUCUCAACAUGCCACCUCCACCCGCCCGGAGAAAAGGGAAAAGGAGAGGGAGGGCGUCCUAGGCGUCAACAAGCGCGAGCUCCUAACCGAGCUCCUGGAUCGCAUCGUCAUGGAUGUAUUACUUGGCGCUGGCGCUCUAAUCGUCGGCACGGGCACGAUUAUGGCCAUCUUCGGCGAUAAUCCGGCCGUCUAUGAAGCCUCGAAUUUGCUGAGCGGGUUUGUGGGGAAUGCGCCGGCGGCCGUCUUUGGGGUGGUGAAUGCGGUGUGGUCUKCGUAUUUGGUGUGGAGGGUGGAGAGAAGGGUGCGCGCUGUUGCUGGUCCGGCUGGGAAUGCGCUGCUGGGGGAGAGAGAACGGAGCAGAAUGACGACCCGAUACAGGAUGUUGCAGUGGCAUGGGAUUGUGAACGGGUUGAGUGGGUUGGUGGCCGGGAUGGCGAGCAUGGUCACGGCGAAGAUGUGGUGGGGGUAUGUGGUUUUGGUACCGUGUGCUGUGGUGGUGAUUGCGUCGAAUUGGUUCUGGAGGGCGAGAUUGGGGUAUGAUCGGGUCCUAUACACCCAGAGCCUCAGGGAAGGGCAUGGGGGUGAGAAGGAGGAUGAAGAGGGAGGAGAGGCAGCGGCUGAGUUGGUAAAGACUGUAGAUCUGCAGGCGAGAUUGCCGGAGCUGAUCGACGGCGGCACGCUGGAUUCGCUGAUGGAUUUCAUCGUGCAGAACGGAAUGUUCGACUUCUUUUGCCAGCGGCUGAUCAGAAGAUGGAAGGAUCAUCGUCUGUUCAUGGUUGAUGCGUCUACUCAAGGCAUUCAGAUUGCGCCCAAGGACUUCAUGGCAUUCCCGGAAAGGGAGCAAACCCGACUGCUGGACGAGUGUCGGUGCUUUCUACAAGGCGACGGGAUGAGGAUUCUCGUGCACCGCGAGCGAUAUCUGCUGGAGUUGGUCGGAGAGAUCAUCUGGACUCAGCCUCAAUCAUAG
This is a messenger RNA of Aspergillus pseudoviridinutans, 1350 nucleotides long. RefSeq lists its product as uncharacterized. The transcript has a single exon. The record is from RefSeq and is a predicted model, not a curated record. Lineage: Eukaryota; Fungi; Ascomycota; Eurotiomycetes; Eurotiales; Aspergillaceae. The coding region runs from base 1 to 1350 and encodes 449 amino acids.